Branchiostoma floridae (Florida lancelet) is the source of this 2118-nucleotide messenger RNA. Its product is annotated as ZP domain-containing protein-like. The transcript is spliced from 9 exons. Lineage: Eukaryota; Metazoa; Chordata; Leptocardii; Amphioxiformes; Branchiostomatidae. Gene Ontology annotation, cellular component: membrane. The record is from RefSeq and is a predicted model, not a curated record. Bases 49 to 1929 code for a protein of 626 amino acids.
AGUCGCGUACAAAGCGUGUUGCGGAAAACAGCUCUACAUUAGUUUGAGAUGGGAGUUUUGAAGAUCGCCUUUCUCGCUGUGACUGUUUUCGCAGUCUCAGUGACUGGACAGUUUUGCAACUUUGACCAUGGGUUCUGUGGCUACAUCAACGACCCGUUGGCGCCCAUGAGAUGGGAAGAUUUCGAUGGGAACAGCCACGGGCACGGACAUGUCCAGGUGGAGGGCAGUGGUCCGGCGAGCGACCACUCGCACGGCACGGAUGGAGGCCACGGGCACGGUUGGUACGCCCAGUCCGACUGCGCGAACAACCUACCGGGCGAUGAAGCCAGGCUGGUCGGCCCGAUGAUCACGGGCACCGCCGUGUUGGACUUCUACUACACCAUGAACGGCGGGGACCUGGACCUGUCCGUGUACAUCCUGCAGGGCGGGCAGAUGGUCCAGGUCUGGAACAGGCAGGACCUCGACAACCCCUUCUGGCAACACGGCACCCUGCCCAUCAAUCCACCCGAUGUCUUUGCACCAUACCAGAUUGUGUUCGAGACCGUCCGAGGCACAGACCCGCUGUGUCAUGUGGCUAUCGAUGACGUCACCGUCAGCAUAGUCGCCCUACCAACGGGCAACCCGCCUGUCAUGACCACCCAAGCCGUGGUCACCGCUGCGCCUGAGACCGCUGGUCCUACCGACGCAGCGCCGGCCACCGACGCCGCUACCAAUGCCGCUACUGACGCCGCGCCAGCAACCGACGCCGCUACCAAUGCCGCUACCGACGCCGCCACCGACGCCGCCACCGACGCCGCCACCGACGCCGCUCCCGCUAAGCCUGAGACGGCUAAACCUACCGACGCUGAUACAACCCCUGAACCGACCACAACUACAACCCCUGCACCCACAACAACAACCACAACUACAACCCCCGAACCUACAACCACCAUGCCAACAACAACCACAACUACAACCCCUGAACCAACAACGCCCGCUCCCGGCAUGACCGUUACCUGCAACUCUGACGUCAUACAGGUCGUCAUCCUAAGGAGUGAAACUAACCUGAACCCUGACCAGACCUACCUGCUCGACUCGUCCUGCGUCCCCACCGUCAACGACACCCACAUGGUGUUCGAGACAGCUCUGGGCGGCUGCGGAACCACGCGACAGGAGACUGAAAACUACAUCAUUUACUCCAACGCUGUGGAGGAGAAAGCCAACAUUGCCGGCAGCGAGAUCACGUUCGGGAGCUUCGACUUCCACUGCGCCAUGUCUCGUGAGAAGUUGGUGACCGGGGUGUUCCAACCUUUUGCGGGAAAAAUCAUGAGCCGGUUGGUGUACGACCCAUUCGCGUUCGGCGAGUACGACAUCGAGAUUAAAUUCUACCAGUCUAGCGCUUACCAGACAGAACUGGCGUCCCCUGUCAACGUCCCCAUCGGAGACACCCUCUACGUGGAGACUCGUCUGACGUCGUCGGACUCGAACCUGCGCAUCAGGGCCACGCGCUGCGACGGCACCACCACCACCGACCCCACCAGCCAUCCCCAGUAUUACGUCAUCGACAACAAGUGUCCUACGGACGGUAAUGUGGUCCAGCUGCCCUCCCCAUCCCCGGCGGUGGAACGGUUCAGCAUGAAGGCCUUCCAGUUCCUCUCCGCUGCUGGCUCGCCGCACUACCUCCACUGUUACGUGCUGGUCUGCAAUGCCUCAUCUCCCAACAGCCCUUGCGCGGACACCUGUGCGAGAUCUGCGCCCAAGGCACGCCGGGAAGCCCCUAACUCCCAAGAAGUGCUCCUGUCGGUAGAGGUGCCUGUGAAGAGCGCCAAGCCCAACAGCUUCCUCUUCGGAGCCGCCGCCAUGGCUGCAGCGGUGGGGGUGAUUGCGCUCGUUGGAACAGCCCUCGCCGUUCGCCGUUACCGAAAGAGCCGUCACCCCAUCGACUUGUAAUCGCCCGAAAAAUGCCUAGCAAUAUCGUUGUGCUGGUAACAAGAUUGGCUCUUUGCGCUUUUAAACCUUCCUUAUAUAUAACUGUAGUAUAGAAACGUUAAAGGCAUUCGCAUGAUAGAUUUACAAUCUAUUAUGCAAUCUGUACUUGGAAAUUAAAAUUUAAAUAUUUUCUUCUGUUGCACAAUGGUC